Nymphalis io (European peacock) is the source of this 978-nucleotide messenger RNA. RefSeq names its product 15-hydroxyprostaglandin dehydrogenase [NAD(+)]-like. Gene Ontology annotation, molecular function: oxidoreductase activity, acting on the CH-OH group of donors, NAD or NADP as acceptor. The transcript has a single exon. Gene Ontology annotation, cellular component: cytoplasm. Lineage: Eukaryota; Metazoa; Arthropoda; Insecta; Lepidoptera; Nymphalidae. The record is from RefSeq and is a predicted model, not a curated record. The coding region runs from base 39 to 794 and encodes 251 amino acids.
UUAAACAUCAGUACGUUGUUGUUUUUAACACAGUCAACAUGGAUCGAGAGGUGAAGGGAAAAAUUGUUGCAGUAACUGGCUCAGCGCAGGGCUUAGGGCUAGCUAUGGUCAAUAGUUUUCUAGAGCAAGGAGCAAAACUAGCGAUUAUCCUAGAUUUAAAUGAACAAAAAGGAAAAGAAGCGUUGAAAACUCUGAAAGACAAAUACGGAGAUGAUAGAGUAGUUUUCUACAAAUGCAAUGUUUUAAACGAUUUGAAUGAUGUAUAUGAAAAAAUUAUAAAUAAUCACAAAUAUAUAGACAUCCUUAUAAACAACGCUGGUGUUCUGGACGAGAAGAACAUUAAGAAAACGAUGAAUAUAAAUGCAAUAGCUGUGAUGGAAUGGACGAUGAAGUUUUACGACAACAUGAGAUUAGAUAAAGGUGGUCGAGGUGGUGCCAUUAUAAAUGUGUCUUCGAUUUAUGGUUACAGGAUAACAGCUCACAUACCGUUCUACCAUGCUUCAAAGUACGCGGUGCUCGGUUUCUCGAAAUCGAUAGGACAUGAGAAUAAUUUUAAAAAAGGGGGCGUGCGUGUGAUUACUCUGUGUCCAGGACUUACACGUACAAGUAUGGCUAAUAAUCCAAAUGUGUGGGAAGACGAAACUUUAGACGUAUUCCUUGAAGACGUGAAGUCUUAUGAUUGGCAGGAACCUAAGGAUAUCGGUGAUGGUACGGUGGAAAUAUUCAGAAAAGCUGAUAGUGGCACUGCCUGGCUUGUGGAAGGGGCUAGACCGGCUGUAAGGAUAGACGCUUAAAUAUCAGUCAAUUAAGGCAGAAUAGUCAAUUAAAAUAUUUAGUCAUAUAAGUCAGUUCAUGAUUUCAUAAGAGUAUGUUUAUAUCAUACUUUUGUAAAUUGAUGAGUUUUAAACUCACUUUUUAUAAAGUUAAGUAAUAUUUUUUCUUAAUUCAUUACCUUAUUAUUAAAUCUUUAAAUGUUUG